Messenger RNA from Acanthochromis polyacanthus (spiny chromis), 4073 nucleotides. RefSeq names its product T-box transcription factor 16 (gene tbx16). Gene Ontology annotation, molecular function: DNA-binding transcription factor activity, RNA polymerase II-specific; RNA polymerase II cis-regulatory region sequence-specific DNA binding. Gene Ontology annotation, biological process: positive regulation of DNA-templated transcription; pattern specification process; cell fate specification. The record is from RefSeq and is a predicted model, not a curated record. The transcript has 8 exons. Bases 2259 to 3677 code for a protein of 472 amino acids. Gene Ontology annotation, cellular component: nucleus. Lineage: Eukaryota; Metazoa; Chordata; Actinopteri; Pomacentridae.
UCUUAAAUCAAGUGGGAUGAGACAUUUUGACUAAAAUAAGACAAACAGACUUGGUAAGAUUUUGAGUUUUUGUAGUGUGGGAGGACGGCCGGCUUGGUGCUGUGGCAGGACUUUAUUGUCCCAUUCAGGCCUGACUUGGGCUUGUGGUGCUAACUGGCUGUUAAUUGCCUGCCCAUACACAGGGUUCUGUCCACAAGCAGAAAAACCAGCUCCUUCAAGGGAAACCAGCCUAAUGAGAUUAUCUGUCAGAGCGUGGGUCUGUCUAGACACCCCAAUACACAACUCCCCCUCCUCACCCCGACACUCCCUGCGGCCCUCACAGGCUGCAGAAGAUGCCCUCAAGUAAAAGCUACCUGCAGAAAUAGUGCAUGUUAUCAUCACACCAUUAUGGGUUUACACAGAGGUUCCCUCCCACUGAAAGGAGAAAGUGGAGGAAGCAGAAAAUUCUCUUAAUUUAUGCACUUUUGGAUCAAUGUAUUGGAUUUUAUGCAAUCAAAGUAUGAGGACAGUUCAUAAAACUCCUGCUCACAGAUCUUGGUGCAUUAUUCUGUUUAUUUCCACUGCAGUUCUCUCUGAUGUGCCAAAAGAACACUGCAAAAACUCAAAAUCUUACCAAGUCUAUUUGUCUUAUUUUUAGUCAAAAUGUCUCAUCCCACUCAAUUUAAGAUAAAUUCACUUAACAAGUGACAUUUCAGCAAGAUGGAGGGGCUUGUUUGAAGACAAUGCAUCUUAAAUAUCUUGUUAAGUCAAACAAUCUUGAAAUUAUCUUGUUUUGAGUUGAAUUUUACAAGAAAACUUAAAAUAAAUGUAAUCCUCGUGUCAUCCUCCAGGUCAAAUUGAACUGUUUUAAAGUUUGAAAAUGUGGGGGAAAAAAUAUUUUCUCACUGAAACUUCUGAUGUUCACAUUUUCAGCAUUUUGGGGAAAUGUUUGAACAUUUUUUAGUGGAAACAAAGAAAUGCUAAAAAUCUUUCUUAAGAACAUUCACAAAACAAUCAACCAAAAUCCAGCGAAUUUCACUGGAUUUUGGUUGAUUUUUUUGUGUGAAUGUUCUUAAAGAAAAUCUUAGAGCUUUUACCGAUAUAUAUGUAAUCACUUUAGAUAUUUUUAGGAUUUUUUGGAAAAUAUUUACAAGAAAUUUCUUGCCAAAUAUGAGGGAUUUUUUAAAAAAUAAAACUUUUGAGGGAAACUUUUAAGGAAUUUUUUGCCGAUUUUUUUCAGACAAGGAAACAAUAUUUUUUGGUGCCUGUAAAUGAAGACAACAGGAGGGUUAAUACAUCUGAAAUUAGGAGGUUACAUGAAAACAAAAAUCUAUUUUUGAGUGAAAAACUGCUUCAUUUUAUUUUUUAGCAUAUCUGGCUUAUUUGAAGACACCUAUGCUUGACAAUCUUGGUAAAAUGCAGCUUAAAAUAAGUUUUCCCAGCUAAUUUUAAGAUCUCAGUAUUCUAAAUAUCACAUCUUAUUACAAGAAAUCUUACCAAGCCAUUUUUCUCUUGUUCUAUUGGCAGAUUUUUUUCACUUAUUUAAGGUAAACGUUACGUGAAAUAUAUUUUUUUCUUGUUUUGAUAGGGGCAUGUUUUCCAGAGAAUUAUGCUGGCUGUUUACCACGUUGCACAAACACACUAAAUGGCAUUCUGUGUGUGCUUAUGUGUGUGUGAAUGAUGUUUACACAGAUUGUGGUGCCGCUGCCAGAUCUGCUCUGCAGCAGGGAAGUGCAUCCAUAUUUGUUUUAAAGUCUCUUAGCAGUUAAUAAAGAUGCAUUUCCUCCAUCCCCCUUCCUGUGGGGACGGUAUCAAGGCUCUGUUAAGUCUCUUUGAUUUCCAGUGUCCUCCAAUCACAGCAGGACACCGACUCAGCUCUGUGUCACUUCAAAGCCUGGGAAUGGCCCUCCUGGCCCCACCCACACCAGGACUCCCCUUAAAAGUCAUGGUCACCUCAUCCUGCAGGACUCAGCACCUCUGAAAUAUCUGCUGCAACAAGUCCGACUGACCUUCUGACUCCUUCUGCUGCUGAAUUUUGCUUUCUCACAUGAGGCAGAGCAGCGCUGAAGACACGCUUUGGAUAUCUCUGACUCUUGGAUUGUUUAUCUUCAUUUUGUGCAAAAAACUUCUCAAGCUUGAAGAAUGCAAUCCAUCCGAGGUGAGUGUUACUUGACCUUUAUUGCUUUUACAGGGGACUUUUUGGCCAGUAUUUUCUCAUUUUUCCAACUAGUUUUGUCUUUUUUGACCUUUCUUGACCACGGAUUCUACCACCUUCAGUCAUGUUUGGCUAUAAUGAAUCGUAUUUCCUUUUAGACUUGAAGUCCAACUUCAGCGGCCCUCCUCCCUCCUCCAUGGCUGCCGGCCCUGAUGCCUACCUUCAGGGCAACAUCAGGAUGACUCUGGAGGACCCUGAACUCUGGAAGACUUUUCAUGAAAUAGGAACAGAGAUGAUCAUCACUAAACCGGGCAGGAGGAUGUUCCCACAUUGUAAAAUCAAUUUAUCUGGCCUUAUUCCAUGUGCCAAGUACAUCUUACUGGUUGACAUGGUCCCUGAGGAUGGUUUUAGGUAUAAGUGGAAUAAAGAAAAAUGGGAGGUGGCAGGAAAAGCGGAGCCUCAGCCUCCCUGCAGGACCUACCUCCACCCAGACUCUCCAGCCCCGGGGAGCCACUGGAUGAAGCAGUCCAUCUCCUUCCUCAAGCUCAAGCUCACCAACAACACGCUCGACCAGCACGGCCAUAUCAUUUUACACUCCAUGCAUCGCUACCAUCCACGCUUCCACAUUGUCCAGGCAGACGACCUGUUCAGUGUCCGCUGGAGUGUUUUCCAGACGUUCACCUUCCCUGAAACGUCCUUCACUGCAGUCACCGCCUACCAGAACACCAAGAUCACAAAGCUGAAGAUCGAUCACAACCCCUUUGCAAAAGGAUUCCGGGAUGAAGGCACCAAUAAAAAGAGGCGUUCCAGCAAGAACCCAGCAUGUCUUGAUAAAAGAACCAAGAUGUCGGACAUUUUGAAAAAGGACUCUGAAGAGGACAGUCCACCAGACUUCUGCCAGUCCUCAUUUGAUGGUUACGACGGAGAAGAAGGGGAUCUGCCCAAAAGGAAAGACGACGAGUCUGUUAAAGAGGAGCGUUACUCUCCUUGGGGGGCUGAGAGGGAGCAGAAUGCGAGGACGGACUCUCCUGCUGGGGCAGAUACCAGAGAUGUGUACAGCACCGAGCAACUGGUUCCUGCUCCAGCUUCCUACCAGCCCUACAGGUUCCACGAGUAUGGAAAGUCUCCAUCUCCCUCCUCCAGCAUCGGCAGCAGCAACAGCGGUUCAGGACGCAGCAGCUUCGAGUCCAGGGUCCCCAACGUCGCCACCGUCCCCGAUCACGACUCCUCAAAGCCCCGCACACAAGAGAUCGGUCCUUCCAACUGCGGCCCCCAGCACCUCCCGGGGGCCCAGGACUACACCGGGGUGCUCAACAUGACCAUGGCCCAGGCGGGCAAGCCGGGGGUGAUCGGCCACCACAUCUACAGCCCCUACGGAGCGGAGCAGCCCCUGGGUCAGUGGAGCGGCCCGGGUCCCGCCCAGUACCCCCCUCCACACCACCUGACCGCAGACUACACCACGCAGGCUGUGCACCACGGCUAUCACCAUGGCAACGUGGCCGAGUGGAGCCAGUACCCGCUGUUCUCCUACUCCUGCUGGUGAGGGGAUCGUUGACGUUAACUGGGUGAGAGUGACUUUACCGACGCUGCUGCCGCCAUCUUGCCAGAACGCGCUCACAGCUAUGAGAAUGCAUGUCCAAACACGGCUGAGGCCUAGAUGCCUGCCACAAGAAUGAAGAAGGAAAGAGGUUUACGGCGCUGACCGGGGAGGUCUCCUGUUCAGACCUGCAGGAUCCAGACUCCGGUUAUGCUGAGUGCAAAUAAAAGUGUCCUACGCCAUACUGACUGAUUGUUUUAAUAUUUGUCUAUUUAUUUUGUGACUCAUCUCAUCUUCAGUGUAAAUAAUAUUUUUGUAAAAAUUAAAAGAAUAAAUCAUAAGUGUGCAAUUAUGUCUGUUGUUAAACUGUGAUGUGGAAAUAAAAAAAUAACAGUAACAUAA